UGCACGCUCUGCGCUUGAGGCUAGCUAGGCUUUGGUGGGGUUGGCGCCGGCGGCAGCUGGCGUGGACCGGCGUGGGUUUAAGGUUUGAUCUGGCAGACCACUCUCCGCGGUUUGGAGAGUGGCACCACGUCCCUCGUGAUUGACUUUUUAUAUUCGUCGGGUGUGAGAUUUACGUAGUGUCGGCGGGCAGUGGACUACUUCCAUCCGCCUUCUACGCUCGUUGCAAGCCAGAUCUCAAUUUACAAUCCAAACCUCACUGGUCACAAACCUCAAUCCAAAAUCCAAAACUUGCUCCUAAGCCGGACAAUUCAACCACCAUCAAUUCUCCCAGCAAAACCGGGAAUUCCCAAGAACUCUCAAGAUCUCAGAUCUCAGACCUCAAAACUCUCAAGCUAUCAAACAAACCACCGACCUUCCAAACUCUCACAACAAACACAAUGCCCCAAACAUACGCCAACUUCCUCUCCACCUCUUCCCCCUCCCCCCCAGACCGCGGCGACAUCUUCGACCACGGUAGCCACAUCCACAUCACCCCCAGCUCAGGGAUCCUGGACUGCCCCGCAUACGCCGUGGAUGACCGCUUCGGUACUUGUUUUCGUCUGAAGGAACAGGAGGGGGGGUGGGGACGAGAGAGAAUAGGGGGAGUGACGAAGGGGGAUGGGGCGAAACUGGCGAACCAAAGCGCGGCGCGGAGUGAUCUGUUCGUGGAUAAUGAUGACGACCUCGCCAACGCCAACGCCAACGCCAACGCCAACGCCAACGCCAACGCCAACGCCAACGCCAACGCGAUGUGUGGAUAACCCACGACGACGGACACCGACGACCGACGACCGACGACCGACGACGCUGCUUUUGCGACGACUCGGGCAAAAGUAGAGGCGAGCCUGGCUUUUUAGACUAUAAUGCUGUUUCACGUGUUUCAGCUGGUGGACGAUAGUCGGGUAGACGGAGUAGGGAGAGAAUACUUUUGGAUGAAGGCUAGAUUUUAUAUUGAUUUUAUAACGGAGAGUAGAGGCGAUAUCGUUGCCUUGCUAUACUAUAAUAUAACUACAGUCGAUUAGAAAUUGUG
Molecule: messenger RNA, 1069 nt
Organism: Pseudogymnoascus destructans
Lineage: Eukaryota; Fungi; Ascomycota; Leotiomycetes; Thelebolales; Thelebolaceae
Exons: 3
Coding region: 438-800 (120 amino acids)
Source: RefSeq, a predicted model, not a curated record